Molecule: messenger RNA, 2052 nt
Organism: Ciona intestinalis (vase tunicate)
Lineage: Eukaryota; Metazoa; Chordata; Ascidiacea; Phlebobranchia; Cionidae
Source: RefSeq, a predicted model, not a curated record
UUUGCACACGUGUGUUUUGUUUUUUAAAAUUAUGUUUAACUUGCCAUCACAGAUACCAUAGUCAGCAAUUGUUCAUCUCAUAUUAUUACGUCACAAUGGAUAUUGAUGAUGAUGAAAUAAAAGGUAGCAGCCAAAUAUUCUGCAUGACAUGGGUCCCAAAAAAAGCCGCCAAGAAAGUUCCAGACAGAAUCCUUUUAUCGACUGAUGAAUUAAAAAGCGUGUUGAAUGUCAAGAACCAAAAUGAAGAAGAUUCUGAAUCCAGUGAUGAUGAAGAUGUCAUAGAUGAUGAUGUCACAGAUGAUGAUGUCACAAAUGAUGAUGUUAGAAAUGAUGAUGUCACAAAUGAUGAUGUCACAAAUAAUGAUAUCACGGAUGAUGAUGAUUUGAAAGAGUUCGACAUGGAUAAUUAUGAUGAUGAAAACGACACUUUACAAGACGGUGGAAUUUCUUCAUUAGUCGUCUUCCCCACCAACGAGGACGAUCCUUAUAUUACAAAAAACAUUAACGAAGAUUCAGAAGAUGAGAAAGAAGAAAUGGAGGCAUUAAAUAUUUGUGACGACGACAACUUACUCAUCAAUGCUCGUUGCGAAGCCGAUUAUAACUCUCUGGAGAUUCAUGUUUACAACAAGAAAACACAAGAUUUCUAUGUCCACCACGACGUCCCACUCUCUGGUGCUCCCUUGUGCAUGGAAUGGUUGGAUUUUGAUCCCGGAAAUUUGGAAGACGAGAAAACAAACGAUAAAGGUAACUUUGUUGCUGUUGGAAACAUCAACUCCCUUAUUGAGGUUUGGGACUUAGAUGUUUUAAAUACACUGGAACCUGCGUUUGUACUUGGUGUGCCGCAGGAACAUCACAGAAAGUUGCUUCGUUCGGGUGAGAGUAACUUCGGGCACACCGAUGCUGUUCUGGACAUUUCUUGGAACUCUAAAUCAAGAAACAAAUUGUUAUCUGCGUCCGCUGACCACAUGGUGGCACUAUGGAACCUCGAAGUUGGGAAAGUGGAAAAGUUUUUCACGAGUCAUAAAGAAAAGGUGCAAUGUUUGAGUUGGAAGCCUGACUCGACGAAUUACCUCGUAUCCGGCGCAUUUGAUGGGCGUGUCGUAAUCAAUGACGUCAGAGGUCAAGGGUCAUCCAAGUGGAAGUUCAAAGGUGAAAUUGAACGAGUGGUUUGGAACGUCACCGAUCCUUCAUAUUUUGCGGCAAGCACUGAUUCCGGAAUGGUAUACUAUUGUGACGUCAGAGUACCGAAGUCUUUGUUUCACUGGCGAGCUCACGAGAAAGCGAUACCCUCGAUGCUCAUGACAUCAUCAGCGCUGACGUCAUCACUCCUUUAUACAGCGUCGAGUGAUGGAAGAUUGAAAAUGUGGGAUUUGAAAGGAAAUAUACCGAAGUUGAUAUAUGAAAGGAAUAUGAAAAUGGGUAUGGUCCAUUGUAUGGAGAGAAACCCUGAUGUUCUAACUACAUUUGGACUUGGUGGGGAAAAAGGAGGGAUACGAUUAUGGAGUCCUAGCAGUGUUUUUGAAUUAAGCGAGCACUUCCCAAACGCUGAGAAUGUUGUUGCAACAUCCGAUGCUCCGAUGGCAGAAGAUGAUCUUGUGAUGUUGAACUCUGCUCCUGAUGUCCUGGAUGUUGCUGGGAUCGGGAAGAGCACGGAAGUGGAUGUUAGGGUCACAAGGAUGCCAAGAUUAAAGAAGAAGAUUUUAUCAGAAUCGAAUUUAAACGGAAAUCAAAAACUGAAAAUCAAAAAAUCUUUGAAAAAUCUUUCAAUUUCUGGGGAAAAUUUAAUGGAAUCGGACAAUACGGGUGUUGUGGGUUCUGAAUGCGCAAAUAAGAAGCAAAGAAUGGUCGAAAACUGUUCCCAGAUUAUAUCACAAACUGUAGAUACGAAUGAAACAGCUGACCCUACGGUUGUGAAUGAUAGUUCUAACGUUAAAGACGCUCAAACUAAAAGAGUUAAAUCCGGUAGUGCGAAAAGGCGGCAGCGGCGAAAGAAAACGCAUACACGUAAAACGGCAUUAAGUGGAAAUUAAUAAAUUUUAUCCCAUUGAAAAA